AUGCCCUCUCGUGAUGAAAAUUAUGAGUACAUCAAAAUUUUGGGAAAAGGUGCCUUUGGAGUUGUCGAACUUUGGCGCCAAAAAUUUAGCGAAGAGCAGCUGGUAGCGGCAAAACGUAUUCAUGUAGGCGAAAUGUCCAAAGAAGAAACAGAGCAAACCCGACAGGAGGCAUUGGUGUUGAAAGCUUUGCAGCAUCCACACAUUGUGAAGUACAUGGGAAGCUGGGUGAAUCGAAAAGAAGAGGACCUCAUUAUUGUCCAGGACUACUGUGAUGGCGGAGAUCUUGCUCAUUAUAUUUUUUUCAAAAAGAAGAGCAAUGAAUUGGUACCAGAGACGAACAUUAUUCAAUGGCUAGCGCAGUUAUCCCACGCGCUUCAAUAUUGUCACAAGCGUGCGAAGAUCCUCCAUAGAGAUUUGAAGCCCUCCAAUGUCUUCCUCACAGAGGAUUUGCAAUCCGUGCGACUGGGUGAUUUUGGCAUCUCCAAGAAUCUAAGAUCCACUGCCAGCUUGUGCCAAACAGUCGUCGGUACGCAGGCAUACAUGAGUCCAGAACUGACCCGCAUGCAGAAGUACGGUCCCAAAACCGAAGUAUGGAGCCUUGGAGCAACUUUGUACGAGAUGUGUGCACAAGAGAAGCUUUAUGUCUCCGCUGAUGUGUUGGAGUUAGUGGAGCAGAUCUCCAGUGCAAAAGAGGCACCCAGAUUACCAAAGGAAUUGGGAUAUUCCUUUGAGCUGGAGGAGAUUUGUGCAGCUAUGUUGGUCAAGGACCCUGCUACACGGCCCACCUUGAGCGACAUGCUCACGGAUCAUGAGCUGUUGCGGGUGACAGUUCUUCAACUGGAGCGUGCAGUGGAUUGGAAGGAUUCAUUGGUGCCUGGAGAGGGAAAAGAGUUGCAGGUGCCUGCCGAAGCACAAGACAAAUUGCGGGAACUCUUCAAGAUGUACAGUAAGGAUGGUUUUCUCAGCCGAAAAGAACUCACAAGCCUUUUGCAAAAGCUUCACCCAAAAUGGGCGUCGGGAGUCGCUAGUGUUCUGCUAAAGGCUGCAGACUCCAACGGGGAUGAGAACUUGGAUUAUGAGGAGUUUCUAAACUGGCUCCUUGGGAAGGAAAACGAGUGGACGCCAAUCAAGGAGGCCAUGAUGUCAGCACCUAAGGAAGAAUCUCCAAAGUCUCCAAAGCUGGGAUCAGGGUUUUCAGAGAUGGCAGCAGAUGCUCGAGAGAGGCUAAUUAAAUCCUCAAGUGGAGCCGAGAUGUCUCUGCAAGAAGCAGCUCAGAUUAUCGAGCUGAAUGACAUAGUGAAGUCGUAUAAAGAGCUGGCCGAGGUGCUGAAGAGAUUUCCUCAAUUAGAUCCUGUUUUGGAGGCAAUGUCUACACUUGACUUUAGCAGUUGGCCAGUAUCCCAGUUAAAGGAGUACAUCUCAGCCGAAGGGCAUUCAUUUACUGGACUUUCGGAGAAAAGAGAAUUGGUAGAUUUGUGUGACCAGAUUUUCAGAGAACUUUCAAAGCCAAGUUCGGAACAAACUGGCACGUUGGAGGAAAGGGAGUCGUUUGCCAAUGCUGAAUGCAUUGAUGCUCGCCUACGAUGUAUUCAAAUUUUGCAGGAUACCAACAAUGCAGGCCCAGAUCCAGUUCUGUUGGCUGUAGCAGUACGACAAGCUCAACGCUUGCUUUCAACAGAGCCCUGUGAAGCUGCAAUUCUGAGCCACUCACUAAGACUGGGGAUGUGUGCGGAAGACCAAUCUAAAAGCGCAACUACGCUACCUGAGAUGGAACAGGCUGUGAAUCUGAUGCAGGCUGUACAAGAUGCUGUGAAGAUGCCAGACGGUCGAAAGAACAGCGUCACUACGCAGGCAAUUUUAGAUGCUAAUUCUCGUUUACAGCAAGUUCGAGUCCAAGAGAAGCAGAUUGGCAUUCGUUCUCUGUGUGGACCUUUCGUGAAGACUCUGUCCUUGAAAAGUGACGCGUCUCUGUCAGAGCUGCAAACAAAGCUAUCCCAGUUGUGGAGCAAACCGUUGGAAUCUUUGAGUUUUUUCACAGCAGAAGGACAACCACUGGAAACGGAGGAGAAGUGGCAGGAGCUGCGAAGCUCCAGUCACAUUGAGGCCGGACAUGGCAUGAGAUGGCCGUGGUAA
This is a messenger RNA of Cladocopium goreaui, 2133 nucleotides long. Lineage: Eukaryota; Dinophyceae; Suessiales; Symbiodiniaceae. The record is from the annotation of a GenBank genome assembly.